AUGCCAAAAAAUGUUCUCGAAAAUGCCGGUUUUGUAUCAGAGGAUUCUUUUGUUACCCAUGAUAUUGGCAGUCGAUUGCAAAUUGCUCUCGAAUUUAUUUUGCCAAAAACAACGAAAUGCAAAAUUGUUUUAUUAGAUGAGUAUAAAGAAUCAGGAAAUAUAAUAUUUCAAGUUGACUGGUAUGGCAAACGUUUUGGCUCCAAUGAAACCAGAGAACGCUGGCAUACUGGGCAACCGGAAAAAGCCUGCUCGAAAUAUAUAAAACAGCUUGCCGAAAGUAUUUCAAGAAAUAAUGCAAUCCGUUAUGAAUUGGUCCUAUCAACAGUAAAACAAAUUCGAGUCUUAGAUUUGCUUGAUGCGCUGCCUGCAUCAUCGGAAUCUGCACGGAGAUUACCUAACAUUGCAAUUGCAAUUACUGCAAUUAUUUGUAAUAAUUAA
Dracunculus medinensis (Guinea worm) is the source of this 438-nucleotide messenger RNA. NCBI's taxonomy places the organism in Eukaryota, Metazoa, Nematoda, Chromadorea, Rhabditida, Dracunculidae. The record is from the annotation of a GenBank genome assembly.